AUGAGUGUGAUAUGUGUGGCAUUCAAUCCUGUGGAUGACAAUUACUUUAUAAGUGGAUCGAUUGCUGGCAAAGUCCAUGGAACAUUUCUGAGAUUGGUUCAUUAUGUGUUGGAUCCAUUGCAACAAGUUGUUGACGAUGGAUGUCAUCUGACGAGGCACGCAGGAGAUUACAUUUCAGAAGCCCGGUUCAAUGGCGGUGCUGAUAUAAACAAGGUCUCUCUUUCUAGCUUUUGGCGUACAUAA
Messenger RNA from Thlaspi arvense, 243 nucleotides. The record is from the annotation of a GenBank genome assembly. Lineage: Eukaryota; Viridiplantae; Streptophyta; Magnoliopsida; Brassicales; Brassicaceae.